Messenger RNA from Salvia splendens (bonfire salvia), 1970 nucleotides. Its product is annotated as probable nucleolar protein 5-1. Gene Ontology annotation, cellular component: small-subunit processome; box C/D methylation guide snoRNP complex. The record is from RefSeq and is a predicted model, not a curated record. Gene Ontology annotation, molecular function: snoRNA binding. The transcript is spliced from 8 exons. Bases 130 to 1788 code for a protein of 552 amino acids. NCBI's taxonomy places the organism in Eukaryota, Viridiplantae, Streptophyta, Magnoliopsida, Lamiales, Lamiaceae.
ACCCUUAAAGCAGAAUUUCAGUUGAGCCACUCUUGUAAAACCCUAGAGGUUGCGGCGGAGCAGUCUCCACUUCUAUAAAACAACUUCUCUGGUCCAGUACGACGGAGUUUUGGUGUAAGCCAACCAAAUAUGUUGCUUCUAUUUGAAACACCGGCCGGUUUUGCCCUUUUCAAGGUUCUCGAUGAGGGAAAACUUUCCAAAGUCGAGGAUUUGGGGAAAGAAUUUGCCUCCCCUGACUCCGCUAGACAGAUUGUCAAGCUGAAAGCAUUCUCUAAAUUUGAGAAUACUGCGGAGGCAUUGGCUGCUACUACCCAACUGAUAGAUAGCAAACCUAGCAAAGACCUGCGGAAAUUCCUGCGUAGCCAUUGUGAUGGAGACAUUUUAGCUGUCGCGGAUUCUAAACUUGGGAACUCAAUCAAAGAGAAGCUUCAAAUUGAAUGUGUCCACAACAAUUCUGUCAUGGAAUUAAUGAGAGGGGUUAGAAGUCAAUUGAAUGAACUGAUAUCAGGUCUGGCAGCACAAGAUAUGGCUCCAAUGAGCCUUGGUUUAUCUCACAGCCUCUCCAGAUACAAGUUGAAAUUUAGCCCUGACAAGGUUGAUACAAUGAUAAUUCAAGCAAUUAGCUUGUUGGAUGACCUUGACAAAGAGUUGAAUACAUAUGCAAUGAGGGUCAGGGAGUGGUAUGGAUGGCAUUUUCCCGAACUUGCGAAGAUUGUGCAAGACAACAUCCUCUAUGCAAAGUCUGUGAAAUUGAUGGGUUACCGCUCCAAUGCUGCCAAGCUUGAUUUCUCUGAGAUACUUCCAGAGGAGGUUGAGGCUGAACUAAAGGAGGCAGCAGUGAUCUCCAUGGGAACAGAAGUUAGUGAUCUUGAUUUGGAGAACAUAAAAGACCUAUGCAACCAAGUUCUCUCUCUUUCUGAGUACAGAGCUCAACUGUACGACUAUUUAAAGAGCAGGAUGAGCACUAUUGCUCCCAAUCUAACAGCACUUGUUGGCGAACUUGUUGGUGCUCGCUUGAUUGCUCAUGGAGGCAGCUUGUUGAAUCUGGCCAAGCAACCUGGAAGUACAGUGCAGAUUCUUGGUGCAGAGAAGGCACUUUUCAGAGCAUUGAAGACUAAGCAUGCAACUCCCAAGUAUGGGCUUAUCUAUCAUGCUUCUCUUAUUGGUCAAGCUGCCCCUAAGCACAAGGGUAAGAUUUCACGUUCUCUUGCUGCCAAAGCUGCUUUAGCUAUCCGUUGUGAUGCUCUUGGAGAUAGCGAAGAUGCCACAAUGGGUUUGGAGAAUAGAAUCAAGCUUGAAGCCCGAUUGAAGAGCUUGGAAGGGAAAGAACUAAGUCGGUCUGCUGGUUCUGUAAAAGGAAAACCGAAGAUUGAGUUUUAUGACAAGGACAAGAAGAAGGGAUCAGGAGGGAUGAUCACUCCCGCAAAGACUUACAAUCCGGCUGCUGAUUCAAUUCUUGCACUUGCGGAAUCACUCUCCAAGGAUGAUAAAGAAGAAACAGAACUCGUAGUUGCUGAAGAGCAGAAGAAAAAGAAAAAGAAGAGGAGUGAACCCGAAGAUGCCACACCAGACGUAGUUGAUGAGCCAGAAGUUGAAACUGAACCAGCUAAGAAGGAGAAGAAGAAAAAGAGAAAGCAUAUUGAAGAAGCAGAUGAAGAUGGCGAUGCUGAUGCCAGUGAGAAGAAGAAGAAGAAAAAGAAGAGGAAACAUGCUGAAACUGAGGAUGGCGGUGCCAACGAAGCUUCUGCUAAGAAAGAUAAAAAGAAGAAGAAGAAGAGUGCAGACUGAUGCAUGCACAUGAGCAACGGGUCUAAAAUUUUUGUUCCUUGGGGUCUAGAUUUGGUGUUGUGCAUGUAAGUAGAGGGCGGCUUCUUUCUUCGUAAGAUGUUUGUUCGUCCACUAUUGUGACUGUAUUUCUUAGUAUGCUUUGGAUAAUUAAGCUUUUCAAAUGGAAUAUUUUAUUUAUGUUA